Fonsecaea erecta is the source of this 834-nucleotide messenger RNA. RefSeq lists its product as hypothetical. Gene Ontology annotation, molecular function: actin filament binding. The record is from RefSeq and is a predicted model, not a curated record. Lineage: Eukaryota; Fungi; Ascomycota; Eurotiomycetes; Chaetothyriales; Herpotrichiellaceae. The transcript has 3 exons. The coding region runs from base 1 to 834 and encodes 277 amino acids. Gene Ontology annotation, cellular component: cytoskeleton.
AUGGCUAGCACCUCCAAUCCCCCAAAGACAUCUGUGGAUGACGAGUUACGAGACAUAUACAAGACCUGCAUCGUGGGCAGCCAUAUCCUGCAUUUUCACGGAGUCCUCGAUGCAUAUGGGCAUCUCUCUGCCCGGCACCCGACCGACCCGACCGUCUUCCUGAUGCCCUGCAACCUCGCACCAGCGAACGUGGUAUCACCCAAGGACAUCGUGCAGUACCGCGUUGAAGAUGCGUCCGCGGUAGAUCCGAAUGCACCCCGGGGUUACCUCGAACGCUUCAUCCAUAGCGAGAUCUACAAGCGGUUCCCCGAGGUGAAGGCAAUCAUCCACAGCCACGCAUCGGAGGUGCUUCCCUACGCCAACACGUCUGUGCCAUUGCGGCCGUGCAAGGAAGUUCCCACGUUUGACAUUUCCAAACACUACGCCCCGGACGAGGCUCGCGACCUCCUUAUCCGCACGACAGGCCGCGGACGUGAUCUGGCCGAGUACUUCGUCUCCGCGUCGUCGUCGUCGUCGUCGUCGUCACCCACACAACACCACCAUCACCCGGUCGUACUGAUGCGGGGCCACGGAUGCACGGUCGUGGGAUCCGGUGUGCAAGAAGCCAUCUACCGCGCCGUCUACACCAAGCUGAACGCCGCGAUCCAGACGGCCAGUCUGCACCUUGCGCGACUCGGUGGUGGUGAGUCGGGCCCGGCUUCGGAGGUCCAGUAUCUGAGGGAUGACGAGGUCGACGAUACCUCGGAGAUGCUCAGGCACGCGUGGGGGAGGGCUUGGGGCCUGUGGCUCCGCGAGGUCGAGGCCGCUGGGCUGUACAGGUAUUCAGAGACGUGA